GUGCAUUAAGUAUGCGAUAUAGCAUAGAUUGUUUUGACCAAGAAUCAAUUGAACUUUAUUUCUCUUAUUGCCAAUAGAGGGCGCAAUGUCUGAGAAGAAUAUUAUUAGGUCUUGUUUGCAAUACAGAAGUAUCCGAUUCACAUGUAUUGCGGAACGCAAAAAAAGAAAAACGCAAAUGAAACGAAAGGAUGUAUUGCGGAACGCAUAUUGUUCAAAGCAACUGUUACUAACAGCAUCCUAAAAGGAAGAAAUGUUACAGAACUCUCAGGGAUCGAAAAUUUUUAUAGAUUUUUUAUAAUUUCCUGAUCAACGCGUUAACACGAUGUUGUUAUCACGGAAACAAAUCGUGUACGAAUCUCUAGUUUCUAAGAUAGCCAUUUUGGCGGGUGACGUGUUUGCACGCCGAGUAUUGACAGCCAUAACAUAAAUGAUCGACGUUGCAUGUAACAUGGCGAUAUUCGUUUUUCGAAUGAACAGCAAGCAAAGACUAUGGUAAAUCAUCGUUCGAGUAACAAGAGAUUAAUACAAUUUUUCACAAUGGUGAGAGACAUUAAUAAGUUUGUGUGCCUACAGACAGUAAACAGAGGAAAGACCGCGUAUAAUUUUCAGUUGCGCUAGGGGAGGGGGGCAAUGCACCAUGGGAACAAUUUGCGACAGGCGCAUGCGCAGAUCAGUUUACAGUUGGAGCUUGGAAGAAAAUGGCGUCAGCUAAGUUUCUGGAGGAAGCUCUGAGCACGGACGUCGAUGAAUCCGCAGUGAACGCGAUAGUAGGCUCCCUCGAAACGCAACUGGUAACAUCGACGCCGGCUGUGUCUGGUCAUCAAGUAAGUUCUGCGUCAGUCAGCCAGCAGAAUCAUCAGGUGAACAGUGGUAUUUCCAACGGGGGCACCAUCACCGCGGUACAGCCGCAGAAACAUGGGGUUUCAAACGGUGGCGGUGCUAUCACUGUGAACAGUCUGAUGACUCAAGAAGUAACGAAGUCUAUUACCACGAGUACUCUUCUCCCUGUAAACGUGGUUACCUCAAACACAGUGGCGCCACAGGUUACUACACAACAGCAGCAACAGCAUACACAGUCAGCAGUCCCCCCUGCUGCUUAUAUUAAUCAAGUAACUACAAACCAGGUGACCAGUAAUCAAACAACAAAUAUACCAAGCCUUACUAAAGCACAUGAGCCUGUCAAGAUUAUUUAUCCAACUGUUGGUCAAGUGAUAGCAACUACGGGGGUAGCAAAUGCCAAUAAUAAACUCUCUUUUCCUGCACAAACUGUUGGACAACUGGCCAAUGGUACGUUGGGAAUAACAUCGCAGGCAGUGUUACAGACAACGUCGAACGUUUCUAAUGUUGGUUCUGUUAGUGAAACCGGUAGUCAAACAGUGGCCAGUGUAAAUAAGCCAACAGGUACAGCUUUGGUGAUAAAGACUAGUGUAGCACCCAGUGGUAUGGUUUCUGUUCCAAUGUCUGUUCCUGUUUCUGUGGCUGGCAAUGCUGUCAGCACAGCAUUACAGGGUAAAGCUGGGGUUACGUCUACAAUAGUACCCAGCAAUGUGCAAAUUGUCAAUGUAAAUACCAUGCGUCCUGGCACUCCAGUGGCAGGACAACAAGCUGGAAAGCAGGUUGCACCGAGAGUAGUAAUUGGUCAACACAUGCUUGGAACAAGACCUGGAGCUCCAGGGAUAACAUUACAAACAUUACAUGGUCUUCAACCCGGGACUCAAGGUCACAUAUUACUAAAAACAGAAAGUGGACAGUACCAAUUGCUAAGGGUAGGGCCACCUCCAACUGCAGGUACUCCUGGUGGUACUGCAGUUACACCAAAUAGUAUAGCGGGAAAUGCAGUGGUUGCUGCACCAUCUCCAGGCACUACCUAUCGCUUAGCCUCAGUGCCGGCUGUAAGUAGGCUGAACACACAGUUCACUGGCCCACCACUCGCCACCUUAAGAAAAUCUGUUCAGACAGUGGCUGCAACUAUUACAACAGCAACUACAACUCCAGCUACGGUGACUGCUGCUGCCACAACUACACCUACCCCACCUGUUACAACUGUUCAAACAGUGCAGACUCCUGCACCUCGUCAAACUACCGAUAAUACCAAAGAAAAGUGCCGUAAAUUUUUAGCAAACUUAUUAGAGUUAUCUAGUCGAGAACCUAAAGCCGUGGAGCGAAAUGUUCGAACUUUGAUACAAGAAUUAAUCGAUACUAAAGUUGAACCCGAAGAGUUCUGUGAUAGACUUGAAAGAUUGCUGAAUGCUUCACCUCAACCAUGUUUGAUUGGAUUUCUCAAAAAGAGUUUGCCACUUUUACGGCAAUCGCUUGUUACGAAAGAAUUGGUUAUAGAGGGUAUAAAACCACCUCCAGCCAACGUUGUUUUCCCUGUAACAUCAGCCACUCCCGUAGUAACACAGAAUCAGCUUAGACCAACUGUUGCUGUGGCAGCAGCAACAAUACCUGUAACUGCAGUUACUGCAACUACGCAAGUAAGGGUAAUGACUCCACUAGCUGCAGCUACAACCACAGUCCCUCGACCUCCUCAGCCAGUUCAACAGAGGCUGAUGCGACCGGUUACAACAGUAGUUCGGAGUCCUACAGCAUACACUGUAAAGUCAACGGUAGCGGUAGCUGGUAUUCGACCUACUGUUCCUACAGUGCAGAAACCACCUGUUACAACGACUGUUGUUAAGACAGUGACAACUACGACACAGGGAAAAACAAUCAACACAACCACUACUGUUAAUAAAGCCGUAGUGCCUUCUUUUGUUCCAAAGCCAGUUAUUAAAGAAAAAGAAAAGAAAACAUUUUCGUCUGCAGGAUACACGGGAGAUGACGAUAUCAACGAUGUCGCGGCUAUGGGGGGAGUUAAUCUUGCCGAGGAAUCGCAAAGGAUUCUCGGUUCCACAGAGUUUGUUGGCACACAAAUAAGAUCCUGUAAAGACGAAGUGUUUCUUCACAUGACCCCAUUGCAGCAAAGAAUUAAACAAAUUGUUUCUAAUUAUGGAUUAGAAGAACCUAAUCAAGAAGUUGCAGCGUUAAUAUCGCAUGCCGCACAAGAAAGGUUAAAGAAUUUAGUAGAGAAGUUAGCGGUAAUCGCAGAGCACAGGAUAGAUUUGAUAAAGGUGGAUCCACGAUACGAAGUAACGCAAGAUGUCCGGGCACAGUUAAAGUUCUUAGAAGACUUGGAUAAAGUCGAACGUAGAAGACACGAAGAGCAAGAAAGAGAGUUACUUCUGCGUGCCGCGAAAAGUCGCGCGAAAACGGAAGAUCCAGAACAAGCUAAACUUAAGGCGAAAGCGAAAGAGAUGCAACGUGCAGAAAUGGAAGAGCUAAGACAAAGAGAAGCUAAUCUGACAGCUUUACAAGCGAUUGGUCCACGUAAAAAGCCUAAACUCGAUGUAGGGGGGUCCGCCAGUAGUCCAGGAAGUAAUUCCGGUUUGAACACUUCAGCGACCGGAAUUAACCGACAAAUGCCGAUGAGACCGCGUUUGAAAAGGGUGAAUUUUCGAGACUUAUUGUUCCUUCUUGAACAAGAGAAAGAAACGUGUAGGAGCACAAUGCUGUAUAAAUCGUACUUGAAGUGAUGUUCUGUGAAGGGCAGGAACUUGAGUGACCCGCCCGAUAUUUGGCGCCCAACCUAUACGGUCUUGUGUGAGCUGGCCUCAAUGGACCUUGAUCGAUCAUGUAACGUUAGUGUACGUUGCAUUGUACAGUGUUUCAUAAGUUGCAUACGAUGAAAUUCAUUGCGAAUCACGUCGAGAUUCCACAUACAUUCAAAAUAAGAUUAUUUCUACCAUGUCGAUAAGCUUCCCUACUGUAAAUGACUGAAGAUUUUUUAAAUGUAAUAUAAUAGAUUGUUCUUUAUUUUUCAACACGAAAUCGCAUCAUUCAGAAGAGCAAUGUGUAUGAGCACAUGCUUCGAUGAUCAGUCUGGGGUAGUCUCCUGUGGUAAGGGUGUUGUGUGGCCAUAUAUAAAUGUUGUUAUAUGGUGCGUGUACGUUGUAUGUGGAAUGAAUGAGUGUACAUUGUCAUUUAUGUAUAUGCCUGCUGCAUUGUAACACUUGACCUAUACUUUUGGACACUGUAGCGCUAGUGUAAAGAGUGCAGGUUUUGUUAAUAUAUAGUAAAUCGUAUUUUUGCAAAUUAUAAUGUAACGAAACAAACGUAAAAAAAAAAAUGAAGAAGAGGAAAACUGUGAGCACACUGUCCAAAAAGUAUGGAAUUAUUUGUACAAUAUCUUACACCUAAAAAAAUACUAAAUAGUGAUAAUUUCAAUGUUGGUACAACAAAAUAUAGCUACUCUCCACCAUAAGAUGGAAUUGUUAUCAGUAUAUUAUGUUGUAAUCUACAUUUUCAGUGUUUAUAAAAGAAUUAGCUGUUA
This is a messenger RNA of Megachile rotundata (alfalfa leafcutting bee), 4372 nucleotides long. RefSeq names its product TBP-associated factor 4. Gene Ontology annotation, cellular component: transcription factor TFIID complex. Lineage: Eukaryota; Metazoa; Arthropoda; Insecta; Hymenoptera; Megachilidae. The record is from RefSeq and is a predicted model, not a curated record. Gene Ontology annotation, molecular function: DNA binding; protein heterodimerization activity; RNA polymerase II general transcription initiation factor activity. Gene Ontology annotation, biological process: transcription initiation at RNA polymerase II promoter; DNA-templated transcription.